Amoebophrya sp. A25 is the source of this 617-nucleotide messenger RNA. Lineage: Eukaryota; Dinophyceae; Syndiniales; Amoebophryaceae. The record is from the annotation of a GenBank genome assembly.
CAACUUCUGUGAACCAGGACGAAAUGAAAUUCCGCCAGAGGCUUAGCUCGGACCAGAUUCUGAUUCGAGAUGAAAGUAGAGCUUCGUUACCUGAUUCGGCGAUUGCGAAACCACCACCGCCGGCCCCUCAGGAGCGCCCGUUUUUUGCGUUUCUUGCAUACAGCGAGCCAGAGGAUCACUCUCGCGCUGGAGACGACAGACAUGCAGACCCGAGUGACGCAAAUAACGGUCUAGGCAGCACUAAUGAAGCCCCUAGCGCUAGCGAUACCUGCGUGAACUUCGAAGGCGACGCUGUGUUGCGAGAAGAUGAAGCGCACGUGGCAGACGAAUGGGCCACAAUUGUUCAGUCCGAGCCUUUUUCCACUCUACCCAGGCGGCUGCCACUCUCCUCGCCCUCCACAAAAAGUGGGCCGUCUCCGCUCUUCGUGUUUGCGCCUGAAACUCCGCACAGCCGCUCUAUCCGGCACCACUCCGCUGACCGGCUAAUGCGACCGGCGGCUCUAGGGGCGCGGUCAAAAGCGUCGUCAUCCUCGCGCUCACCGCCACCAGCCAGGAUGGAGAUAUCCAACACUUACGCGUGGGGCUCUGCGACAACACAGAGCUUAUUUUCGCUGGGG